Arabidopsis thaliana (thale cress) is the source of this 441-nucleotide messenger RNA. RefSeq lists its product as uncharacterized. NCBI's taxonomy places the organism in Eukaryota, Viridiplantae, Streptophyta, Magnoliopsida, Brassicales, Brassicaceae. The coding region runs from base 54 to 230 and encodes 58 amino acids. The record is from RefSeq and is marked reviewed. The transcript is spliced from 3 exons.
GAAGAUGAUUACCUUGGAAGAAGAUCUACGAUGAGCAGAGAGCUUGAAGGAACAUGGUACAGAAGCCAUUCUUUCUUUCGUUCUAUGUUCUGUUUCGACUUUCGAGUGGGAGAAAAUGGAUAAGACGAAGAAGAUUAACGAGCGGCUCUCCGGUCACCACCUUCCUCGUCGGGAGAUUCAAAGGAGGAUUCUCCGAUCGGAAGAGCGAGGAAAAUGACGGAAAGAUUUAACGAGUUUUGGCAAAGUUUGAUCAAUCGUUCUGGGUUAUAUCAGCGCAACUACGAAUUAGGUAUGUAACACGAAUCUAAUUUGCCUUUUUUGAUCUGAGAAUUUCCUCUUUCGUUUGGUAGUGAGUUUCUGUUGGAUCAUGAUAGUGUUACACUGUGACAAUACCUAAGAUGCUAGUGAUAACCCGUAUGAGUUUGCUUCAUUGUCAGGAUU